AAAACAGUUCACUCUUAGCUAGAAACCUGAACACACGUUUAGUUUUUAGAUUUCGCAUUAAAAUCUAUCAAUUCUUGUCAAUUUAUUGAAAUAAUUAAGGUUAUUAUUUGGUUUGACAGUUGAAUUUCGCGCGAAACCGUGGUUCCAUAGAGCGAUUUGUUAACUUUUUAAUUUAAAGUAGACAAAGGCAUUGUGUUUAGCUUUGUUGUCGUGUUUAAUUUUAGGUCGGACUUGAUUGAAAAGCACCAUGCCUUCCGAAAUGAUAUCGGAGAAGUCUCUGCAGCGCGAGCUGGCCGACUCCAUCAUCAGAAUGGUUCCUCUGGACGAGAUCAGGAUACUACUGGCUUGCGGCGCCAAGGUGAACGAACCAGUGACACAGGGUCUUCGUCCGCUGCACUACGCCAUCUGGCAGCGGUACCUGGAAGCAACCAGGCUGCUCCUGGUCCGGGGAUGCGAUGUCAACGCCAGGGACGACUGCGGAUACAGCGCUCUGCAUCUGUCUGCGGAACAUGGCUACACAGACCUGGUGAAGCUAUUACUGGAGAGUGGAGCAGCUGUGGACUAUCGAGCCGAUACUGGCGAAGAGUUCCCGAGGACAACGCUUUGUGACGAGCCCCUGAGACUGGCUAUACGGAACAAGCAUUACGAGGUAGCCCGUCUUCUCCUUGAGCACGGUGCUGACCCAAACAAGCGUUACUUCUUCGGCUCUGAGAUCAACCUGGUUUCCGACCCUGAAUAUCUAGAACUGCUGCUGACGUUUGGUGCCAACCCUGACUCGAGGGACAGGGCUGGGCUAACGCCAUUGAUGAAGGCGGCUAGGCAGAGAAAGGGCAUGGACGCAGUCUUGCUGCUGAUCAGCUACGGGGCGGACGUGAACGCGAUGGCGGACGCUAGGAACGACUACCGAACAGUGAUGCAUUACGCUGUUCUAGGGGGUAACACAGAAGUAGUCAACCUGCUGAUCAAGCAAGGCGCCCGCGUCAACUACGAGUGUCCUGAACUGAGCAAGCCCAGCCCACUGGACCUGACCAUCCUGAAGGGAGAUGUGCCUAUGCUACAGAUGUUGCUAUCUGCUGGUGCCCAAGUGAACGCGUCGAGCUCUGUGAUUGGUUCCCCGCUACAUGUCGCGUGCUCUGACAAUAUUACCAACAGGAAGGAAAUUAUCAAGAUCCUUCUGGAGAGCGGUGCGGAUCCUAACCUCAAAGUGUACAAUGAUGACGACGCCACGCAGCUGCGGCCCGCGCUGGCCGAGUACCUCGCGAGCGCCGCGCGGCCGCGCGCCGCCGUCGUGGCCGCGCUGCUGCGCUACGGCGCCCGGGUUAUCAUGAAAACUCAAUUCCGCGACCCGGACGGCAUUCUCAAUCAUCUCCAAAACGUCACUGCGGAUGAAUACCAACACAUUUUCUACCAACUUCUAGAAGCCGCAGAGGCGUUUGAUCUUUGCAUGAUAAAAAGAAAUAACAUAUUGAACCCCACGCAAAAACAAACCUUAAUUGAACGCGCUAAGACACCGAUUUCUUUGCUCGCUCAAUGUAGAAUUUAUCUCCGCAGAUUCUUUAGAACGAAUCUGCCUCAUGUUGUUAAAAAUUUGGAGGUCCCGACAACGCUUCAUCAUUAUCUUCUGUUUGAAUGCAGUUAAGGAUUUAAAUAUGUUUUUCGGAUUAAAUUGGCUGCAGGCGGGCAUUUUCUGAUGCCCUUUCAUUGAAUAAAAAAAUUAUGUUGGUGUUACUAGCAUUCAAAGAGCUCUCGGAUUGUGGGGUAUUUUUUGUAAUUUGAAUAUCCCGUUACGAGAUUCUUCGUGUAUUACGAUUUUUAAUGUAAGGCUAUUAAAAAUAAGACUAUUAGUUUUGUAAAGAAUUUCUUUUUAUCCCAUUGUAUAGUAAAAUGUUUUAUAGAUGUCUCAGUGUGAGUAAACACACGAACAACGAUAUUAAAAAAUAUGUACUAUUUAACCUAUUUUGGCUGAUUUAUACUUAUAUGUUAUGGAAUUGGUUUACAGGCACUUUCUCUAUUGGUACUUGAGCAUUCUUUAUUACGUAGAGCAUUGUUUAUUACGUAUAAAAAAGAAAAAAUCAUUUUCUUUAGUGUUAUUUUUCAUUAUUAAUAUAUAUAAUGUUUGGUUUUAAAUAUUUAUACGUUUUCAAAGAUAUUUAUGCUAGUGCUUUGAUGCUUUCUUUUUUAAAUUAAAUGGCUUCUAUAACUUUAAGCCUAAAUUGUGAAAUAUAAUGGAGACUGCUGAUUUUACGAUUUUUUGAUAUGUAUUAAGUAUUAUGUUAUGUACUCUUAUCGUCUGAAACAUGUUUAUGACUAUGUGAUACGAUGUGAUAUACUCUUAUAUUAUAAGUAUAUAACUAUAGUUUGUAAGAUUCAUUUGUAUGUCACUUGAAUCUAAUAAAAAUAAAAAGUAAAAUUAAA
Molecule: messenger RNA, 2415 nt
Organism: Plodia interpunctella (Indianmeal moth)
Lineage: Eukaryota; Metazoa; Arthropoda; Insecta; Lepidoptera; Pyralidae
Product: ankyrin repeat and SOCS box protein 2-like
Exons: 10
Coding region: 248-1639 (463 amino acids)
Cellular component (GO): nucleus; cytoplasm
Molecular function (GO): protein binding
Source: RefSeq, a predicted model, not a curated record